Molecule: messenger RNA, 1378 nt
Organism: Hypomesus transpacificus
Lineage: Eukaryota; Metazoa; Chordata; Actinopteri; Osmeriformes; Osmeridae
Exons: 6
Coding region: 3-791 (262 amino acids)
Biological process (GO): response to bacterium
Source: RefSeq, a predicted model, not a curated record
UGAUGAACAGUCCCUUUCAUGUCUUUAAAAGGACUAACUGCUUUCAUACCAUAUGCUGCGUGAGUAGAUCAGCACCCAGGAUGAAGCAUACACCAUUCCCAGCUCUUCUAGUGCACUGGUUGUGUUGGACCACUGUUGAGUUGGGUUCUACAAUGGUCCCCUCAAUGGUGGCACGUCCUGGGGAUAAUGUCACCCUCCAAUGCGUCCACAUCAACAGGGUUGAGGCACACAUGGCCUGGUUCAAACAAGUAAACCGAUCCAAGCCCUUGUGUAUCGCUUCCAUAUACAGCUCUAGCCCUAAUGAUGUCAAGUAUUAUAAUGGAUUUCAAGAUAGGCGCUUAGAUAUGAGGUACAACAGCACUUUAAUGUUUCUCACAAUCAGAGAGGUGGAUUUAUCUGACUCUGGCUUGUAUUUCUGUGGAAAGAUGGAUGUUUACAUGAGUUUCACCAAUGUGACAUUCCUCGAAAUCAAAGUUUCCGAGGACGCCAUUAACCAUGGUACAAAGUUAUGCACAGACAAAGAUGGAAGUAUGAGUAUGUUUCCACUGGUCCUGAUCCUGGGUGGUGUGACUGCUGUCUUCCUCCUGGUCAUCCUCCUACUGCUUUUUCAUAUCAGCCGAGGCAGAGAUGCACGCAACACAGGUUCUAUCUCUCAACAACAAGAUGAACAGGUCCAAGAUUCUGGUGAACUGAUUUACGCACCUUUGAAGUUUACCUCCAAGAGAAAGAAGGGACAAAGAACAAGAAAGAUGGAUCUGGAAACUCAAGUGGUGUACGCUGCCACAAGAUGACAACAUGGAGUAGCAGGUUUCUUGAAAUUGACAUUUAAUUGAUCAGCGAAUGACCUCUGCUGUAUGUUUCAGUUAGUGAGUUUUACCUUUACUGUUUAUGGCUGUCUACCGUUAAAUGUAAGUCAUAUAGCUCAAAACUGUAGUCUAAAGGUCUGGUUAGGAAAUUUCAAGUUAUCAACAACUCUGCUUAAAUGUUGAAAAUGUAGAUGAGAUUUUCCUGGGAAUAUUCGCUAAAAGGCAUCUUUUGAGCAUCACUUUAUUUACCAAUAAAUAACAUCAGCUGACAAUGUUUUGCUCAGAUUUGUACUGACGCUUCGGGUCUUGUCAAGACCACAUCUGUGUCCAUGAGUGUCCAGUCGCUCUUAGUAAAAUGCAAUAAAAUCCCCUCGUAAGGACAAAAUGUUUGGUAUCUGACAUAACUGUCCUUAUACCCAGCUCAUAAUUUCCUGGUGAGAGGGUGACAGGAAGGAGGAUCUUAAUGUUGAGAGAGACAUAUUGAAGUGGCUUGACUAUGUCUAACCAACUCUUGAGAAUGUAAUUACUGUGAUGCAUUCCGUGAACAAAAUUCGCAAAAUGUAUAUUAAACA